This is a messenger RNA of Vigna angularis (adzuki bean), 1115 nucleotides long. RefSeq lists its product as uncharacterized. Bases 191 to 955 code for a protein of 254 amino acids. Lineage: Eukaryota; Viridiplantae; Streptophyta; Magnoliopsida; Fabales; Fabaceae. The record is from RefSeq and is a predicted model, not a curated record. The transcript has a single exon.
UCAAGUUUCUUGGCAGUCCCUAUCAAAGAAUAGUCAAAACUUGGACAUUUUUACUUUGACCGUUACAAGGCACAUGUGUUCAUAAUAGAGCCAACUUUGAUUCUUUCUUUAAAUGAAGGAAUGUGUGAUAGAGUGAGGGAGUGGUCACUGAUCCUCACCUUUUACCACCUGCUUUCUUCUUCUAAUCCACAUGAGGGAUAACAUGACCAUGACUGCUACCACUGAUCAUCAAUGGAUGCAGUUCUAUCAGCAACCUCUAAUGGAUGGUAAUGCCCGUCAUCAUGAUCAUGAUCAUCAUGACCAUGAUCAUGAUCAGUCUUUGGCACCAAACACAGAUGGGUUCUCUGAUGCAACUGUGAUGACAACCAGUCCACCUCUCACCAUGCCCUCAUCAGAGAGCAAUAGCAUCUCCAACCAAUUGACACCAAAGGGUAAUGUAUGCAAACCGAUAAGAAGAAGGUCUAGAGCUUCUAAGAGAACCCCUACCACACUCCUCAAUGCCAACACCACCAAUUUUAGAGCAUUAGUACAACAAUUCACAGGGUGUCCUAGCACAGCCAUGUCAACACUAGGGGUCCAUAAGGGUCCUAUUACCUUGAACUUCCAAAAAGGAAGCAGUGAACACAAGAUUCACCAUAACACAACUACUACACCGGUGCUACCGUUUAGUGGUAGAAGCUACAACAAUAACAGCAACAACAAAAACCAACUUCAUCAUCAAGUGCCUGCAUCACUUCCUUGGCAGAAGCUGGAGGAACAACAACUACCUCAGCAGCAGUUGUUGCAACAACAGAGUGGUUACUCGUUUGAUUAUGUGAAGAGCAGUGGUUUUAACUCGGUUAGCACCACUACCAUGGAUGUCUCUGACGGUUUGCUCUUGGAUAAUGAUUUUAGCUUGUCUGAUCUAACUAUGAAUGCCUUCCCCAAUGAUACCUUUUAUAAGAAUGAAUUAUAGAUAUAUUUCAUGCCAUAAAAAAUGUUUAGUCAUAAAAGGGUUCAGUUAGUGAACCCUGUCGAUAUCAGAAAACAAAGUGGACUAGUUAUAUCCAGUUCAUAUGUAUACAUGCUUUUAUAGAAACAAUAAUUCAUAAAUCCUUUAUGCGUUAGUUUCCAAA